UUGAACAUUCUGAAAUUUGCCCGUUCCAAUGGUUGUGCUUGGAACGAAUUGGACGUGUGCUUAUGCUGCAGCAGGGGGGCAUUUGGACAUUCUGAAAUUUGCCCGUUCCAAUGGUUGUCCCUGGGAUACACAGACCUGUGCUAGAGCUGCAAGGGGUGGACACUUGGACAUUCUGAAAUUUGCCCGUUCCAAUGGUUGUCCUUGGGAUACACAGACCUGUACUAGUGCUGCAAGGGGUGGACACUUGGACAUUCUGAAAUUUGCCCGUUCCAAUGGUUGUCCUUGGAAUGAAGGGACGUGUGCUGGUGCUGCAGGAGGGGGGCAUUUGGAUGUUCUCAAAUGGUUACGGGCAAAUGGGUGCCCUUGGGAUGGCAAAACGCGUCAGUCUGCAAAAAUGUCCUACAAUGACGAAGUCCUGCAGUGGGCUUGUGACAAUGGCUGUCCCCCCUUUGUCACAUAAUUCCCUCAUGAACACUCUCCAAAUCCCGUGGGGUGCUCGUGCUUGCUUGUGGCGCGGCAAGGUUGAUUGAUCAGGAGGACCAGUAACAUGCUUCCCUAUUUGGAUGUGGGCCACUGUGCCUUUGUGGGAGCCCUCAACAAGACGUUGAACAAACUCUCUACAAAGAGUAUUGUGUUGCGGAAAUCAAGAAAAAGCCUGCCCAAGUGAUAACACACCGUGGUUGAUGGGCUGCCUGGUGCGGGCAUUUGGAUAUUCUCGAAUGGGCCUGUUCACAUGGGUGCCCUUGGAAUGAAAAGACAUGUCGCCCCGUGCCAUGCAUGGGGUGACGACCGCAUGUAGGGAAUGGCUGGCUGCCUCAAAAUCCCAUAAAUAACAGGCUUUGUUACGCCUAAGAGCCUCAAGUUCACUACGCCCUGUACCAUGGACCUGCUCAAGCGAAUUGGUACUAACCGGUGCUACGCAGGAAACCUCUACUGGCAUACUAUUCUUUUUUAUUUUAAGUCAUCACUUUAGCGUCU
Molecule: messenger RNA, 978 nt
Organism: Seminavis robusta
Lineage: Eukaryota; Bacillariophyta; Bacillariophyceae; Naviculales; Naviculaceae
Source: the annotation of a GenBank genome assembly